ACAAUAACAGGGCAUCGAGCAACAUUUCAGGGACAAAUAGGAAAAUGAGCUCUGUUGGUUAAAGAGAGUGGGUUGAUCGCAGAUCCUUCCUGCGCCUUUAUUCCUCCACUCUCUGUCAUCCUCUCUCUUUCUUCUCCUCCUCUGGACGAGCUCACAGCAUCCAUCAUCAGCCUGCACUCUAUAAGACUCUUUACAAUCCUCCAUCUGCACGGGGGCUUUUCAAGAGGAAUCCAAGAGGAAUGAGAUCAGCGAUGUUCCUGCAUAUACUGCUGUGUGCCAUCUGCCUCUUUAUCUUGUCAUCUUCUGCCGUCCUCAGUCAUGCAGCAGAUGAGACCACAUUCUUACAAGUGACCAUUCCUGAUAGCCCCCCAGUGUCUGCAAUUUUGGGGGGCUCCCUGACUCUGCCCUGUCUGGUGAGUCUCUCCCGGACCACAUCUUUGGGCCGACAUGCUGUACUGACCCAGCCACGAGUCAAAUGGAGCUUUCUUUCAUCAAACAGAGAGACAGAAAUCUUGGUGGCCCAUGGUGAGCGGGUAAAGGUGAGUGAGUUGUAUAAAGGCAGGGCAUCACUGCUGAAUUAUGCUGCCUCUUCAGCUGAUCUCACCCUCAGACUGGAUGGACUGAUACACAACGAUACAGGCUUCUACCGCUGUGAAGUCCAGCAUGGCUUGGAGGAUGCUCAUGACCAGGCACAAGUCAAAGUAAAAGGUGUCGUCUUCCACUACCGCCAUACCUCAAGUCGCUACGCCUUCAUGUUUGAUGAGGCCAAAGACGCGUGUGAGGACAUUGGAGCUCAGAUUGCUUCUCCAGAACAGCUGCUGGCUGCGUACCGCAGUGGUUAUGAGCAGUGUGACGCCGGCUGGCUUUCAGAUCGCUCUGUUAGAUACCCAAUCCAGAUGCCACGUGAAGGGUGUUUUGGAGACAUGGAUGGAUUACCAGGCAUUCGAAACUAUGGCAUGGUGGAUAAUGAUGAAUUAUAUGACGUGUAUUGCUAUGUGGAGAACAUUCACGGAGAGGUUUUUCAUGGGUCAUCCCCACAGCGCUUCAGCUUGACGGAGGCUAAGACAUACUGUGAGCAGCAGGGGGCUCAGCUAGCCACCACUGGUCAACUGUAUGCCGCAUGGAAUGAUGGUCUGAACCACUGCAGUCCAGGCUGGCUUGCUGAUGGAAGCGUUCGAUACCCCAUUGUGACCCCUCGUGAACGAUGUGGGGGUUCUGAACCUGGUGUCAAGACAGUUUAUCGUUUUAUCAGUCAAACAGGUUUCCCCGAACCAGACACUCGCCAUGACACUUACUGCUUCAGAGCUAACAGCAACUCUCAGACAGUCUUACCUAUAGAUCAUAUGGCAACAGAGCCAGAGGACACCGAGCAGCAUAUUAUGACUUUAGCAGAUCGCCUAGAGGAGUACAAUUUGGAUCAGAUCACUCAACAGUCAGAAAAUGAAGCUCAAGGGGCUGUUGAGUCCUUCUCCAUUUACAGCACACAGACUACUUUAGAACCUGAGGAACACAAGCACAACACAAGCCCUCGGUUACAUGUCACUGCUAGCACCUAUAGAGACUCCACCAUCCCAACCAGCACAGAGAGAUAUCUUGAGUCCACUGAGGUCACCUGGCAAAAAGUUGAGUCUGUUCCAGAGAUUUACAUGGAUCCAAAGCACAAUGAUUUCACACAAGAAGGAGAACCAGAUAUAAAAGCUUCAGCAAUUGAUGGUGUUGAGAGCAGCAAUCAUAGACACUACCAACCAAUGCCAGAUACCAACCUACAGCCAGGAGAGCCUAUCCACUUCAUCCCUUCUACAGAGGCUCAGCCAGAGACAACAGAGGAACCGCCCUCCCAACCGAAGGAGAUAGAUGGGUCCAAACACUUCCAACCCAUGCCAAACACCAACCUGGAGGAUGAGGAUAAAGAUCAUGUGACUAGUAAGAUCUCCAUGACCACUAAGGGUACAACACCGGAAUAUGACUCAAGCAGUGCCACCACAACUCAGGAUGCUUCAGUCCAGUCAAGUCCCUCAACAUACCUACCUGAAGGUGCUACAGUAGAAGAAAAUGCAGGACAUAUCACAGAAACUCCAGAGCCAGAUGAAGACCUGGGUCUUUUUACACACACAACUCAGUCCACCUCAAUAAGACCAUCCAGCACUGAAGGUUGGUUGGAGGGUUCCGGUGAGGACUUGACCUUGUUAUUCACACAAAAAGCCGAACAUUUGGUCACCUCGCAUAAAUCAGAGACAUAUGGAGCAUCUACGCCUGAGACUAUGACAGAGAGCUUCUCAUUAACACAUCUGAACAGUAUUAGUCCAACUUUUAAAUCCAGACUUGAAGACAGUUCUGCAGACCAUCACAAUGCUGAAGAGACCUCAACUGAGACUCUUCCUGUGUCUCUUGGUGCAGUUGAUGAUGCCAGUGAUUAUUCGACUGGGAGCACAACACCGAAGGAAACUGAAUCUUCUGAAGGUUCUGCCGAUCAUGAUGACAUCCUGCCAGUCACACUGUUGACCACUCCUAUGCCUCAUCUGUUGGGCACAUCAACCACACAUGGGCCUGUACAGGUAGAAAUCAAUUCUCCACAGGAAAUGGAAGGAGUCUUUUCUGAAAGCACCACUCCAUCUGGCCUUGGGAUUGUGGAAGAAGAACUGGAGAUGGUGGAACAGGAAGGGCUUGGAGAGGAACCUAAUCAACGAGCCACCAUAUCCAGUGAGCUUAAUAAUUCUACUGUAACUUUCAGUGUUGAUGGCAGUGAUGAGGAUGUCUCUUCCGGAGAAAGAGAACUUCCAGGAAACGGGUCUUCAGUUAUUAAGCAUCCAUACUCAAAUGUGGCCACCAUCACUCCUUCUAAUCUGACAGAUAUGCAAGACCUUAUUGAAACAAAUAGUGAUAAUGAUGAUAAUCAGGCCAGCACUGUGGGACCCACAAAAAGUCUGGAGGUUACGUUUCUUCCUCAUGGGACCCAAAGUCCCAUCUGGCAAACUGUGGCCUCUUCCACAAACCCAGGAGAGUUCAGAGCAGAUGUUGAAUUCAGUGGGGAAGUGGCACUUACCACAGAUUACAUCAAAGCCUUAGAUGAAUCCGACUCCACCAAUGCACCCACCAAUGAGCAGACAACGCAAACCCAAAAACCAUCCACUACGACAGCCAACAAUGAAGAUGAUGAUGACGAUGAUAAUGAUUAUGAACUCAUGAUAAUGAUUAUGAAGAAUGAUGUCAAAACCACACCCGAGUCUUCCACUCUACCUGCCAGACCUACCCAGAGAGUGUUGGUCAGGACAGGCUACAUUUCAGAUGCAUGUCUGGAGAACCCUUGUAAAAAUGGAGGCACAUGUGUGGACAGUGGAGAAGGUCAUAGGUGUCUCUGUCUACCCACUUAUGGAGGAGACAUUUGUGAGACAGAUCUAGAGCACUGUGAACCAGGCUGGGAAAAGUUCCAAGGGUUUUGUUUCAAACAUUUCACCAAACGGCAGAAAUGGGAGGUGGCAGAGCAGCACUGUCGCAUGUGCGGAGGUCACCUGGUCUCUGUUAUGUCACCUGAGGAACAGGAGUUUAUCAAUGAUAAAUACAGGGAGUAUCAGUGGAUGGGUCUCAAUGACAAGACCAUUGAGGGAGAUUUUCGUUGGUCAGAUGGGAACCCUCUGUUGUAUGAGAACUGGUAUCGUGGACAACCAGACAGCUACUUCCUGUCUGGGGAGGAUUGUGUUGUCAUGGUAUGGUACGAUGAUGGGCGUUGGAGUGAUAUCCCUUGCAACUACCAGCUGUCCUACACCUGCAAGAAAGGCAUUGCAGCGUUCUGUGGCCAGCCCCCUCUCGUGCUGCACGCUAAGAUAUUUGGACGUCGUCAACUAAAGUACAGGGCCAAUUCACAGGUGCGCUACUACUGUGAGCCAGGCUUCAUCCAGAAACAAAACCCUAUUAUCACAUGUCAGAGCAACGGACAGUGGGAGGAACCUAAGAUCACUUGUUCACCAGUGGGACCAGCAUACUCAAAUGGAGAACUGGUAAAAUGGCCCACAGGUCAGAACAAGGAAAUAAUCAUAGAAGAGACAACAACAAAAACAACAACACCUGAAUAUUUGGAUAUAAAAUGGAACCUUUAAAACAAGCACACAGCAUAUAGCAUUUCAUUAUUUCUUUCACUCUCCUGUUUAUCAUGUCAUCCCUUCGUUCAUCCUCCUUAAAAACAUCCAUCGAUCAACUCUACAAAGUUCUUUAUAUAACAGCAAUGUUAUAUAAAAAACGGUCCCACUUAACUUUUUUAAAAUGGUACUUCCAAUUGGAUAACAGUUUAAAUACACCAAACAUUUAUAACAGGAUACUUAAAUUAGACUAAAGAGUUAUAAAUGUUUGUUUUUCUUCUCUCGGCUCUUUUCUUUUCCAUUUUUCUCUGUGUAGACCAUGACACUGAAUUACGUUUUGUAAUUCUAAGUUACCGUAAAAGCACGCUUGAUAAAAUGCAACUUCCAAACAAAGCUUGUAACCAUUUGGACCAGACACCUGUUCUGUUUCAUUUCAUCCUUUUUUAUUUUUAAAUAAAUUAUGAGAUAAACCUAUGAACGAAUGCUCUCUAACAUCAGCUGGUAUGAAUCAUUUUGUUUUAUAUUGUGGCCCUGUAGUGACUAAAUAUGUCUGCCUUCAGCAGUAUUACUUAUCCAUUCUUAAACAUUUAGUGUCCUGUGUUUUUCCUCGCUUCGGAUUGUCUGCCAACUUGAGAUCAAGAACUCUUAGACUAACAAUGACCCAACGUUGUCAUAAACUAACAGUAAUUCCUUGAUAAACACAACAGGAAUAUUUUUAUGCUUGUUUUUGGCUUUAAAAUACUCUGGAAAAAAAAUGUUGAAAAGAAACUUCUGUAACCUUUGUAAACUCAAUCAAGUCAGUUCAAGCAUAUCAAUCCAUCCUUUGUGUUAAUGUUGUGUCAGCAAAGCUUUAUGAAGCAGGGACAAUUCCUUAUGCACUCCACAAAUGUUUGUGAUUUCCAGGUCCACAGUUGGUCAUUCUGCGACUUGGUGCUCAGAUUUUCAGGUCUGUAUUGUACUCUGGAGGAUGGCCAUUUUCAAUAGACUACUGUCAGUUUAAUUUGUUUCAGAGAUGCAUCACUAACAAAACCAUAUUUUAGUUUUG
Sinocyclocheilus anshuiensis is the source of this 5118-nucleotide messenger RNA. RefSeq names its product brevican (gene bcan). Lineage: Eukaryota; Metazoa; Chordata; Actinopteri; Cypriniformes; Cyprinidae. Gene Ontology annotation, biological process: cell adhesion; positive regulation of neuroblast proliferation; central nervous system development. Gene Ontology annotation, molecular function: hyaluronic acid binding. The record is from RefSeq and is a predicted model, not a curated record. The transcript has 15 exons. Gene Ontology annotation, cellular component: perineuronal net; synapse. Bases 240 to 4094 code for a protein of 1284 amino acids.